Molecule: messenger RNA, 3465 nt
Organism: Sorex fumeus (smoky shrew)
Lineage: Eukaryota; Metazoa; Chordata; Mammalia; Eulipotyphla; Soricidae
Gene: DENND1A
Product: DENN domain containing 1A
Exons: 23
Coding region: 137-3187 (1016 amino acids)
Biological process (GO): endocytic recycling; endocytosis
Cellular component (GO): clathrin-coated vesicle; cytosol
Molecular function (GO): phosphatidylinositol phosphate binding; guanyl-nucleotide exchange factor activity
Source: RefSeq, a predicted model, not a curated record
GAGCGCAGUAGCCCCGGGAGGCGGCGGCGGCGAGGGGGCGCGCGGGGGCCGGGGCGCGGGCGGGGAGAGCGCCGGGGCGGGCAGCGCAGCGCAGCGCCGAGCGGGGCCCGCGGGCCCAUGCGGAGGCCCGGGGACCAUGGGCUCCAGGAUCAAGCAAAAUCCAGAGACCACGUUCGAAGUGUGUGUGGAAGUGACCUACCCGAGGACCGGGGGCACACUUUCAGAUCCUGAGGUGCAGAGGCAAUUCCCCGAGGACUACAGUGACCAGGAAGUUCUACAGACCUUGACCAAGUUUUGCUUCCCCUUCUAUGUGGACAGCCUCACGGUGAGCCAAGUUGGCCAGAACUUCACGUUCGUGCUCACUGACAUUGACAGCAAGCAGAGGUUCGGGUUCUGCCGCUUAUCUUCAGGGGCGAAGAGCUGCUUCUGUAUCUUAAGCUAUCUCCCCUGGUUCGAAGUGUUCUAUAAGCUGCUUAAUGUCCUGGCAGAUUACACAACGAAAGGACAGGAGAGCCAGUGGAAUGAGCUCCUUGCAAGUCUGCACAGACUGCCCAUUCCCGACCCGGGCGAGUCUGUUCAUCUCAGCGUGCAUUCUUAUUUUACUGUGCCUGAUACCAGAGAACUUCCCAGCAUACCAGAGAAUAGAAACUUGACCGAGUACUUUGUGGCCGUGGACGUGAACAACAUGCUCCACCUGUAUGCCAGCAUGCUGUACGAGCGCCGCAUCCUCAUCGUCUGCAGCAAGCUGAGCACCCUGACCGCCUGCAUCCACGGCUCGGCCGCCAUGCUGUACCCCAUGUUCUGGCAGCACGUGUACAUCCCCGUCCUGCCCCCGCACCUGCUGGACUACUGCUGCGCUCCUAUGCCCUACCUCAUCGGGAUCCACCUCAGCCUCAUGGAGAAGGUCCGAACUAUGGCCUUGGAUGACGUCGUGAUCCUGAAUGUGGACACCAACACCCUGGAGACUCCCUUCGAUGACCUCCAGAGCCUUCCGAACGACGUGAUCUCGUCGCUGAAGAACCGUCUGAAGAAGGUGUCCACGACCACGGGGGACGGCGUGGCCCGAGCAUUCCUCAAGGCCCAGGCUGCUUUCUUUGGGAGCUACCGAAACGCUCUGAAAAUCGAGCCGGAGGAGCCCAUCACCUUCUGCGAGGAGGCCUUCGUGUCCCACUACCGCUCGGGGGCCAUGCGGCAGUUCCUGCAGAGUGCCACACAACUGCAGCUCUUCAAACAGUUUAUUGAUGGUCGAUUAGACCUUCUCAAUUCCGGCGAGGGUUUCAGCGACGUCUUUGAGGAGGAGAUCAACAUGGGCGAGUAUGCGGGCAGCGACAAGCUGUACCACCAGUGGCUCUCCACCGUCCGGAAAGGGAGCGGGGCCAUCCUGAACACGGUGAAGACGAAGGCCAACCCAGCCAUGAAGACUGUCUAUAAGUUUGCAAAAGAUCAUGCAAAAAUGGGAAUAAAGGAGGUGAAAAACCGCUUGAAGCAAAAGGACAUCACCGAGAACGGCUGCACGGCCCCCUCUGAGGAGCCACUGCCCAGGCCGGCGCCAUCCCCACUGGUGGAGACCAAGCACCGAGAGGACCGGAGGCCCAUCACUGUCCACUUCGGCCAGGUGCGCCCGCCCCGCCCACAUGUCGUCAAGAGGCCCAGGAGCAACCUGUCGGGGGACGGCCGGAGGACGUCGGUGCCCAGCCCUGAGCACCUGGCCAAGCCCUCCGGCCACUAUGCCGUCUUCCUCUCCGAAGACUCCUCGGAGGACGAGCGCCCGCGGGAAGAGGGCCCCAGCUCUGGCUUCGCCGAAAGCUUUUUCUUCUCCGCUCCCUUUGAAUGGCCACAGCCCUACCGGACCCUCAAGGAAUCAGACAGCGCCGAAGGGGAGGCCGAGAGCCCUGAGCAGCGGGCGCGGGAGCCUGGGGGCCCAGUGCCCCCUGACCGGGCAGCCAGCAUCGACCUCCUGGAAGACGUUUUCAGUGGCCUGGGUGUGGAGGUCCCACUGCAGCCGUUGAGCCAGGCCAAGAGCUUGGAGGAUCUUCGGACCCCCAAAGAGCUGAGGGAGCCGCCGGGAACCUUCAACUACCAGCGCCUGGAGCUGGGCAGGAGCGAGAGGAGCCGAGGGCUUCCUGCAGCCCUGAAGCUUGCCCACCCCUACAACAGCCUCUGGAACCUGGGCCAGGACGACAUGGCCAUCCCCAGCAAGCCCCCCGCCGCCUCCCCCGGGAACCCCUCGACCCUGCUCGGGGGCUCUCGGGCUCUGCCCUGCCGGCCGCAGAACCUGGACGGCACUGCGGGCCCCGGUGACAAGGAGGAGGUGCUCCCACCCACCCCAGGAAGCAUCACCAUUCCCCGGCCCCAGGGCAGGAAGACCCCUGAGCUGGGCAUUGUGCCCCCGCCUCCUGCCGCUGCCCGCCCCACCAAGCUCCAGGCGGUGGGCCCCGCCCUUGCUGACUCUGUGGAGCGGGAAAGGCCCUUCCCGGGGGGCCUCCCCACGGCAGCCCCCUCGGGUCCCCCAGAACUGCUGCGUCCACUCAGCCUGGCCCCCGGGGCACCAAGCUCAGGGCCCGAUGGCCUGCUGGCCCUCCUGGACCCUCUGAGCACAGCCUGGCCGGGCAGCGGCCUCCCCCCAGGCCCGACGGCCCCCCGUGCGGCCUCGCCCUUCACCCCGCAGCUCAGCUUCCCCCCCGCAGGCACCCCCAGCCUCUUCCCGCAGCCGGGCCUCAACCCCUUCCUGCCGACGGUGCCUCUGCUGUCCACGCCGGCCCGGCCCUUUGGGGCGGCCCCUGCGCUGGGGCCCACGUUUGCGCCCGGCGUCCUGCUGCCGGCCUCCGGCUUCUGCAGCCCGCACAGACCCCAGCCCGGCCUCUCGGCCCUCUCCAUGCCCAACCUCUUCGGCCAGGUGCCUGCGAGCGCCCACGCCGGCCCCCUGCCGGCCCUGGGCCCCCCCACCGUGCCCCCGUCCAGGAUCCGAACGUUGCCCCUGGCCCGCUCCAGCGCCAGGGCGGCCGAGGCCAAGCAGGGGCUGUCGGGGCGGCCUGGGGAGCCCCCCCAGGGCCUGGGCGCCCCCGCCCCUCGGGAGUCCAGAGACCCCUUCGAGGACUUGCUGCAGAAGACCCGGCAGGACGUGAGCCCGGCGCCCGGCCCCGGCUCGGUGGAGCAGCUGCGGAAACAGUGGGAGACGUUCGAGUGAGCCCCGGGCCAGCCAGCCACUCUGCGCCCGCGCGUCCUGCUGCUCGGGAUGGACGGGGCUCCGUGGUCCCCGGUCCUGCCACACCGCCCGCCGCCACCACCGAGGGCCGGCCAGGAACCCUGCCCCCAGACACCCCCUCAGUUGGGUUUUGCACUAGAGAGGUCAGCCAGUCCAGUGGGUGCUGACCUACCCACCCUCCUUCUGGAACCUUCCAUCAGGGGCUGUGAGGCUUUCCGGGGACCUUCGCUCCGCUGCCCCCUUGCCGUCCAACGCUGCCC